UAAAUGACAAGGUAGCUAACAAAUACAAGAAUAUAAGGGCGAGGAUUCUUGCCUUUGCAGCGGAGUGUCGAACUGAAAAUCGCGACGGCAGCUACAGUUUUAGGUUUUUUAUUUUGACCUUUUCGAUAACUCACAAUGGAUUCGAAAAUCGCGGCAAUCGUAGUCGCACUGGUGGUUUAUGCAUUCACUUGCGAUGUCGUGAACGCUGCCGAGCAGUUCAAAGGUGAAGCCACCUACACAACUCCCGGAAUGGGCGCCUGCGAAAUAAAUGCACGGGAAGGACAGAUGGUGGCCAAUAUUAACCAGGAGCAGUUCGGUCAAUUCAGUCGUGCUCGCGAUAGCCCCUGGUGCAAGAAGUGUGUUCUGGUGAAAGCCACCAAAUUCAAGACUAGCGUUACGGUGAAAAUCGUUGACCGUUCCCUGGGCAAGAAGGGCAAACUGGUGUUGUCUGCAGCGGCAUUCAAGAAGCUGGCAUCCACUGACGAAGGCCGCAUCGAUAUCACCUGGAGCGAAGUGCCGUGCCCCAAAGGAAUUUAAUUUGUUUCUGUAAUGCGAUUGUCACGGCCAGAAUCUCUACCAAUGAUUUACCAACAGAAAUUAUGUACUCUUGGAUAAAGACCACUUUUAUUAAUUUUUGAUGUAUUCCAUUUCCCAGCUGAUUUUAUUUCCCUGACACAAGUGCAAUACAUGUGAUGCGUUA
This is a messenger RNA of Paramacrobiotus metropolitanus, 700 nucleotides long. RefSeq lists its product as uncharacterized. The record is from RefSeq and is a predicted model, not a curated record. The transcript is spliced from 2 exons. Bases 136 to 537 code for a protein of 133 amino acids. Lineage: Eukaryota; Metazoa; Tardigrada; Eutardigrada; Parachela; Macrobiotidae.